AAGGGAAAUGAAAUUUUGCUGUAACUUGGACAAGAAUUGUGGGUAAAUUCUGAUAGCUGUGAGCAGGAAGAAUCUCCUGUAGCAGUCUGCAUUACAGCCGCCCUGAACAAGCCUCUGCAUUUGACUGAAGUAUUCAUACCCUCUGAAUUUUGUUUUUCACAUUAUAACUAUAAACUUCACUCGUUUUUGUUUCCUUCCAACUUCUACAAGUAAAAAUAAAACAGCUAACAUCCCUUAUUCUGAUACCACUAAAUUAAGUCUAGCACAACCAGACACACGAUUAGCAAAUAUCAGCACAGAGUUUGUAAGUGGUUUGAAUAUUGUUGUGACUGAACUCAUAAAACAUUCUGAAAGAUUGCUGCUUUACAGUAUAAAGUAUUCACACUCCCCAAAGUCUUUCCCAUUCUGUCUUAGAGACCAGCACACAAUUACCAUUUAUCAGCAAAGAAGUAGCUAAGUUUGCAUCUCUUAUGGUAAAAUCUGUUAGUAGGAUGACUACUGAAUGUGCACACCACAAAUCUGGUCACUAUGGACAAGUGUCCAAAAGAAAACGAAUGGAUUAUCAUCGUAUUGCACAAGUCAUGUAGGCGGGAACAUGAGGAAGUUGAGGAAGAAGGUCAAAUUGACCCUGAAGUACUGACCCAGAGGGGCUCAAAUCCACAACACACUUCUUGAAUAUUUACUGUAGGCAGUUUUAUCAAAUUGAGGCUUAAAAAAAAUUAUUUAAUAAAAAUUCAAUAGAGUUUGCUGCUACAACACAACAAAAUGAAAAAUGGAAAGAGCUUCCCGUUUGUGGAACACUUUGCGACUCGCUAUUUUUAUUGCAAAUAAAUAAAUAAGUGAAACACGUUUUGUAAUUGUUGAACAGCUCUGCGGGUUGCCAGUGAUGCCUGGUGUUGCUUAAUUCCACUUUGCAGCCUCCCUGUAGUGAAGUGAUGGCAGCAACAAGGCAGAAGAUCCUUAUAUAAAGCCCAGUGUGCAGCAGCAUUCUCUCAACAGGACGUGUUGGAGGAGCUCCUCGACUUCUGGACAAAAGAAUGGCUGUCGGAACGCUGACUCUGUGGCUCCUCCUGGUGGGGACGGUGCUGUCGCUGGGCAGCGGUCAGCACUGGUCAUUCGGGCUGAGCCCAGGCGGAAAGAGGGAACUGGAUGGCUUCCCAAACACACUGGACAGCAUUUAUGAAGGUUUUGCUCACAUGGCUGCGCCUUGCAACGUUCUGGGCUGUGCAGAGGAGUCACUGCCUGCCAAAAUCUACAGAAUGAAAGGACUUCUUGGGAGCCUGUCUGAGAGGGAACACGGACAACAACCAUUCGAAAAAUGAUGUCUGGUGUGUUUUUAUGUGUUUAACUCAAACAUCAUUAGUUGCUGCAUAGUGGUGGCAUCAGGUUCACAACUUAUGAAUAAAAGUUGCUCUCAAUCUUUC
This is a messenger RNA of Xiphophorus hellerii (green swordtail), 1424 nucleotides long. Its product is annotated as progonadoliberin-1. Gene Ontology annotation, cellular component: extracellular region. Gene Ontology annotation, molecular function: gonadotropin hormone-releasing hormone activity. Bases 1038 to 1322 code for a protein of 94 amino acids. NCBI's taxonomy places the organism in Eukaryota, Metazoa, Chordata, Actinopteri, Cyprinodontiformes, Poeciliidae. The record is from RefSeq and is a predicted model, not a curated record. Gene Ontology annotation, biological process: multicellular organism development. The transcript is spliced from 4 exons.